AUGAAGGAAUAUGUUCCUAAAUUAGGAGUCAGCGAAUCAGUCUCAGUGUUACAGGGCAGCGGCACGCUGGUCUGCUGGACUUUCCCUGUGGACCCCUACGAAUACUCUGAUCAGUCAGCCCUCACGUACGAGGAGGAUGUGCAGGAGGGGUGCUGUGCUACCUGCAGCUGCCCAGUUUACGGCCAAGGGUCUGGCCUGGACUGUAGGCGCCAUGUCCAGAAAUUAAACUUGCUGCAGGGUCAGGCAGAGGAAGCCAUUGGCUGGACGUCUCGGUGCGUAGAAGACUCUGUAAAUGAGAGCAAAAAUAGAGCAGCCCCACGUGAAGACAGUUCAGUCCAGCAGGAGGGACGGCCAGAAGUCAGUCGCUGGAGUAAAUAUCUGGACCAGGACAGUGACGAUCAGAAAGAUGGAGAGGAGGUGGCGGCAGGUACAGAAAGGCAACAGUUCUGUUCCCAGAGAAGGAACACCAUGGAAGAACGAAGGAAACAGCAGCAGAACUUCCUCUCCCAUGAUGUGCAGGAGUACGCAGAGGAAAAUGGAGUUUUCCAGCUUGCCUACCAAGCCAAAAAGCGCAAGGAAUGUUUUGUAGCAGUGCCUGAUCGCGAUGAGGGAGAUGCUGUUUCUGGAGGCAGUAUGGUUCCUGCUGCCUGUGAGACCAUAGUGCCUGAGGAGAAUACACAAACCCCAACUGCUCGUACCAAACCCUCGAAGUGGGAAAAAUUUCUCUCAUCUUCCGACAGCCAUAGUGAAAAUGCUGCCAGGGUCACCCUGUCACCACGGGAGGGCAGUGGAAGGUUGGGGCUGCACAGCACCACUGCAGCAGGCUCAAAACUGCCCAGCACCAGUUGCUCAGAGGAGGAGGUGGUGUUAUUCAGAGAACCUCAAAGCCCAUUGAUAAGGGCAGGAUCUGGUGUCUUGGAGACGAGUGCAGGAAGGUGCUGUUUGGAUAUCACCAGGAGGGCAAACACCCUUGUUAACUGGAACACCGGGCCAAAGCCUAGCAGUGUUUCCUAUGAACACCUCUUCUGCACAGGUGAGGAGUUUGAUGAUGAUCUCUGA
Opisthocomus hoazin is the source of this 1059-nucleotide messenger RNA. Lineage: Eukaryota; Metazoa; Chordata; Aves; Opisthocomiformes; Opisthocomidae. The record is from RefSeq and is a predicted model, not a curated record.